Molecule: messenger RNA, 3436 nt
Organism: Boleophthalmus pectinirostris (great blue-spotted mudskipper)
Lineage: Eukaryota; Metazoa; Chordata; Actinopteri; Gobiiformes; Gobiidae
Gene: pus7l
Product: pseudouridine synthase 7 like
Exons: 9
Coding region: 161-2143 (660 amino acids)
Biological process (GO): pseudouridine synthesis
Cellular component (GO): nucleus
Molecular function (GO): RNA binding; pseudouridine synthase activity
Source: RefSeq, a predicted model, not a curated record
CAUGCUGCUGCACCAAACUGUAGAGUUGUGGUACUAUUUACUUGCAUUUCGAAAUUAUUUUACUGCGAAUCAAAGACGAAACACUAACCAUUCAUGUAGGACAGUUAUAUAAUGUUAAGCGAUGUAAAUUUGCAAUUUAUUUGAGCAAAACUUUUAGACCAUGGCUUCAGUCUACUUCAUGUUAAAACACGAGGGGUUUUCUGGCAGCAUCAAAAACUUCACCAGAGACUUUGUAGUGACGGAGAUAGACAUUUCUGGAAAUCAAGUCAGCAAAUCAACUACUUGUGAAGAUGUGGCCAGUAGUUUUGUUGAGAAAACUAGUCACUCUAGUAAGAAACUCGAUGCUUCAAUAUUAGAAAAGACUGAAUGCACAUCAGACCCACCCAGUCCAGAGAGUUUACAUUUGGGUGUAAUUUUGGGCCCAAUAAUCAAUGAUAAGCUCGAGCAGUUUGCAUCUUCUUUAAAAAGUGGAUGCUCGCCAGAUCAAGAGUUAAGUUUAGGUUGUUUCACUAACAAGCACCAAAGAGCAAACGUGCAUAAAGCUGUCAAACUUCACUUCCCAUUUCUGAUGACAAUAACCAAUCAAUCUGAGAUAAAAGUUAAAGAAAGCCAAGACUACAAAGAGCUCAGGCAACUGGUUUCUGAAGAGGAGGCGGAUGCAUUUUUCAGAUUCACAGAUGAUAAACUUAGUGGGUCCUCAUAUACUUUUUUACCUGAUGACAAUAAGGAACAUAGGACAGCUGUGCACCGCUAUCUGAGCAGAAGAUUUGGGAAGCUGGUGGAGACAAAGAGUUUCACAGAAAAGGGGGAAACUUCCAUCUGUGUGAGACUGAGAGAGAGAGGGAAGCCCAAGAAGAGGACAGCGGAGGACUGCAGGCAAGAAGAGAUUUACACAGCAUUCACUUUGUGUAAGGAGAAUCUGGAGACAUUAGAAGCCAUCAGCUACAUGGCAUCUGAGCUUGGAGUUCUGCCUUCAGACUUUACCUACGCCGGCAUCAAGGACAAGAGAGCCAUCACCUACCAGUCUAUGGUGGUCAAGAAGGUGUCUCCAGAGAGGUUGAAAAAGAAGGCUGCAGAGUUUGAACGAAGAGGGAUCCACCUUUUUGCUGUCCGAUCUGUCAGUGAACCUCUGAAGCUUGGGAGACUUCGUGGAAACCAUUUUGAUAUUGUUGUUCGGGACUUAAAACCACACAUAUAUGACGGGCCCGAUCCACUUGCCUAUACAGAGGUCCUGGUGAAGGCGGCAAUGGAAGCGGUCAAGACCAGUGGAUUUGUAAACUACUAUGGUCCACAGAGAUUUGGCAUAACCCAGAGAGUCCAGUCUGACCAAAUAGGGCUGGCACUGCUCAAAGAGGACAUGGUCAAUGCAGUACAUCUUUUCUUUACUCCAGACAAAGGAGACGAGCCCCAAAACCAAGCCAAACGCCACUUUCUUGAAACAGGAAAUGCGAAAGAGGCCUUGAUGUUGAUGCCGGAGUCCAAAGCGAGGGAGCGGCUAAUGCUUCGUGCUAUGAACCGUUAUGGAACAGGUCCAGAUGGCUGUACUCAAGCCUGGCUAAGUCUGCCCCACAGCACCAGGAUCUUCUACUUACACUCGUACUGCAGUAGAGUGUGGAAUGAAGCUGCUGCUCAUAGACUGAGUACUUUAGGCCAUAGUGUUAAACAAGGAGAUCUGGUGCAGGAGGUGACUGGCACAAUGGAUGACAGUGCGGACGCUAGCUCAAACCAGAUCCAUGUGGUAACAGAGGAGGAGGAGAGGGAGAGAGCCUACACACUGGCACAAGUCCACCUCCCGAUGCCAGGAAACACAGUGAAGUAUCCUGAAAACGCUAUGGGGACCUGGUACAGAGAGAGACUGGCCAAAGAUGGACUGGAGAGCUGCCGUUUCAGAGUCAGCAGCCUCAAACUGAAUGUGCCUGGCUGCUACCGCCCUCUACUGGCCUUUCCACGCAACCUCAACUACCAGCUGCAAAGAGAGCGAGGAGAAGGGGCGGAUAACUGCACAGAGGUAUCAGAUGGAGCGGGGAGUGACAAAGCGACAGAAGACCAAUUCAAACUAAAUCUGACUUUAAAUUUUGAUCUCCUCCCCUCCUGCUAUGCCACUGUGUAUCUCAGAGAAGUCAUGAAGUUUAUGGUGAAUUAGUAUGAAACACUUCUAUCAUUUUGUACCAUUUCUGCCUUUACAUUUUAUAACUGGAAGUGUAUUACUGUAGCCUACAAUUUUAGAAUAACAAAUGAAGAGUUAAUUUGCAAAAACAGAUAAGUCUCAUUUUUAAAAGGCUUGCAGUUUAAUCUUUGUAUUGCUUUGUUUUCAAAUGCUGAAUGUGCUUUACUGCCAUCAAAAUAUUUCAUUCCUUCUUAAUAAAAUCCACUAGACAUUAUGUUCCUUCAUAAUACAUGUAGCAGAUGGGACAAAAACUAAAUAUUUCUUGUUUUUUGCAACUGAACUUAAAUUUGCUUUAAUUCACACAAAAUAUUUAGUUAAUUGUUCAAAAUCAACUAUGAUAAAACAUUCUUGCCUGACUGGUUUUGAUAUUUUGCAGUGACAUCACGCAAAGGGUGUUCUACAUGAACGCGUAUGAUGGAAUGGCAAAUGGAGAAAUUCAAUGCCACAACUGAAGAAGCAGCUUGGAUGAACUAUGAAAUAUUUGACCAAAAUAAACUUUUGUCCAGUUGACAAAUUGAAUUUCUCCUUUUGCCAUAGAUUCUACCUGGAAGACUGAGGGAUUUUACACACAUGUAUGGUGGAAUAUUCACCAGUUACCAUGGUGACACAAUGCGCAAAUUAGUAAACAUUGUUUUAAGAUAGUCUGGUCCUGAUUAGGAGUUUUAUUUUCAACAAAAAGGUGAGAGUGUCUGUAAUGUUAUUUGAGAAGCAAGUCCUUCACAAAUCGGCUCACCUGUUCCAUCUAAGUCAGUUCUUUAUGCUGUCUUUAUCUUUAUCUUUCUGCUUCAGACAGAGCAGAGCCUACAGUUAUCUUCACACACCCUAAUGUUGAUAACAUCAGCUGCAAAGUAUAGGUAUAUUGAGCAGUGUUAUUUGAAGUUUGUUUAAUUUAGUGAUAUUCAAAUUCUAGAUGACUUAUAAGUAGGGAUGUAACGAUACCCAAAACUCACGGUACGAUAUUGUUACGAUAUUUUAUUAUUUAUUUUGGAGAAGCUAAUAGAUGUGUGGGUACGAUUUUUCUUGCUUUUGAAAUACCUUGACAAGACUUUGGUGCGACUCCUUACUGUCAUAAUCUCAAGAUUUAAACUAAAAAACAUUUCUUUAUGUUGUCUGUGCUGAAAUGAAUCAAGGGAUAUGUAGUUCCGUAUGCUUUUUAAACUGUUUCUACUAUAAAACAAGGCAUUUAAACAAAGGAACUUGCAAUUCGAUAUAUUGUGAUAUAUUGUGAGCCCUUUGACGAUACGAUAUCAUGAUAUUUCAGUUAUUAUU